GGGGGGGUUCGAGCAUCUCGGCUGCGGUGUUUUUGUCUCUGUCAGUGAGCGCUCCUCCCGGGCCGAGGUGGCUGAAAGGAUUUCCAGAGGGCAGGUGUUGACUGUAAGAGUGCAAGAAAAGGAAAGCGAGAGCAAAGAGCCUGGGGAGGAGAGAUCCCGUCCUCGCAGCACAAGCAGCUGGUGAGAGUUGGUGGGUGACUGUUUGAAAAGCUGCCGCAGACUCAACAUGGCUCAGGUGCUGCACAUGGACCACGGCUUCCCAGGGAAACUAAACCCGCCAGCCCCCCCCUCCCUGCACGGCAAAGAACAGGAGGCCAACUACUCAGUGGAGACCCCCUAUGGCUACCGUCUGGACCUGGACUUCCUCAAAUAUGUAAACGACAUAGAGAAGGGAAACACCAUCAAGAAGGUGCCGAUCCAGCGCCGGCCUCGCUAUGGCUCCCUGCCCCGUGGUUACGGCUACGCCGGCUCCUGGUGGACCUCCACAGAGUCUCUGUGCUCCAACACCAGCAUGGACAGCCGGCACUCCUCCUACUCUUACUGCGCCCCGGGCUACCACACAACGCAGAGACCCAGCUUCAGCACGGCCCGGGUGGAGAAGACCCUGCUGGACGCACGCAGGAAGUUGGAGGAGGAGAAAGAGGGGCGGAGGUUCUCCAACCUGGGGAGCAUGCACAGCAGUGUAGCAGGCUCAAACACCUCCAUCAGCAGUGCUCACAGCUUCAACAGGGCACACGGUGGAGGGGGAUCAUUCACACCCAUGAGCUCAGGCCUGUCGACUCCUGUGACUCCGACACCGCAACACCUGCAGCACGUCAGGGAGCAGAUGGCUGCAGCGCUCAGGAAGAUCAGGGAUCUGGAGGAGCAGGUUAAGACCAUCCCCGUGCUGCAGGUCAAAAUCUCUGUGCUGCAGGAGGAGAAACGGCAGCUCAGCGUCCAGCUCAAGAGCCAGAAGUUCCUGGGUCACACUCUGGGUUUUAGCCGCGGCCGUCCCAGAGGAGAACUCUACAUCGACAUCCCUGAAGAAGAGGUGAGCACGGCGAAAAGCAACAAACCAGCAGACACGCUCUCUCCCACCAAGCAAGACUCAGGCUGUGAGAUCGAGGACACAGUGAUCGUAGGAGGAGCGAGACCUGACGCAAAGCGGGAAGUGCGGACCAUCGGAGUGGGACCUGAGGACUCCAAGGGAACUCGGGAGGUGGGCGUCGGUGUUCGGGAGGAGGAUCUGGGGCUGCAGCCGGAGACCCAGGCUCUCAGGAAUCAAGUGGGUCAGCUGGAGGGCCACUUAAAGAGGACGAUGCAGGAGCUGCAGGCGGCACAGCAGCAGCAGGUGGAGGCGGUGCAGAAGGGACCUCAGGCGGAGCAUCCCAUCAUGGCUACCAGCACGGGCUGGCAGGAGCCGCAGGGCUGCAGUCUGCACACUCUGGUCAGCUUCGCUCAGCUGCCGCAGCAGAGGGAGCAGAGGACUGUGGGGAUCCAGGUGUACACGCUGGAGCAGCCCACCGUGGUGGAGGUGGGAACUCUGCUCCGAGCAGAGACCUGCAGCUCCCCCACCCCUCAGCCAGCUGAAGGAGCCGCGGAGGAAGAACACAGAGAACAAGCUGAAGGUCUGGGUUCACCUGAGACUCCGGUCGAGUUGCCGCUUGCGAUCAGCUCAAAGGAGGUACGAGACGUCUUGAAGUGCGAGCUGUCCACUUCAGAACCCGUCGCUGCUCCUGCCAUCGCUGCUGAUCAGAUCAGUUUGUUGCCUUCAAAAGAAGCCGAGACGCUCCUGCACACAUCUACAGAGGCUGCUCAGUCACAGGAAGGCGCUCAGACAGCGUCCUCCCCUUCCUCUUCUCUGAGGUCCAUUAUGAAGCGGAGAGCACAAGGUGAACCAGGAUCGCCUUCUACAAAGAAAAACCUACAGUUCAUCGGAGUCAAUGGAGGCUACGAGUCCACAUCUUCAGACAACAGCAGCAGUGAGAGCUCAGACGAGGCGAGCGACUCCAGCGAGUAUCACGAAGCCAGAGAGAAACUGCCAGAAUCGGCCGUCCAGAACCAGCAAACAGCCCCCAGCAAGCCUCCACGGAGCAACAGUGUACCUCAACUAACUGCCGAUCGACCACCAGCCGUCGUUCCAGACUCACAGCAGAGCCCCAGCCAGUCUGAAACAACGGACACCAAACUGCCAGAUAAAGACCUCCAGUCACCAGCGACAGACACUGUUGUGCAAAAAUGUGCCUCGGAGACGACAGACUGCGCUCUUCCUCCUCCAGCAAACAAUCCUGCCUCUAACGAGAGCGUUGAGAAGCCAUCAGAAGAACGAACUGUCACCAUGGAGGUCUCCAACACGUCAUCAAACACUGAAUCCAUCCCCGAACAAACCAUAACGUCCUCAGUCAGCUGUUCUUCAUCACUGCUCGUUUCUAAAACCACUGAGAUCACAACGCAGCAAUACACCGUCCAAUCAGAGACAAUCGUCCUCUCCAGUCAGUCUGAGUCAAAACCAGCAGCAGAAUCUGCAGCACAAGUCAGACUGGAGCUCAGUGACAGUCUGAUGUCGUCUCUUCAUGCCCUGCAGAAAGCUCUGGGGGAGCCCACCGCCUUCAGCCAACAAGGAGCAAGGGCCGCCUACACCGCCGUGCUGCAGGAGUGGCUGCGUGUCUCCUGUCACAAAGCGGCGGACACGGCCGUGGUGAAGGCCCACAUGAGCGCCUUCGCCUCCCUCUCCCCCCAGCUGCUGGAGUUUGUGAUCAACAUGGCCGACGGCAACGGGAACACGGCGCUUCACUACACCGUCUCCCACUCCAACUUCCCUGUGGUGAAACUGCUGCUGGAUACAGGUUUGUGUAACGCUGACAAGCAGAACAAGGCGGGCUACACGGCCAUCAUGCUGACGGCUCUGGCUGCCUUCCACUCUGACAGUGACCUUCAGACGGUCCUGCAGCUGCUGCGCACGGGGGACGUCAACGCCAAAGCCAGCCAGGCUGGACAGACGGCAUUGAUGCUGGCUGUCAGUCACGGCCGGGGGGACAUGGUGCGGGCGCUGCUGUCCUGCGGGGCUCAGGUCAAUAUCCGAGAUGACGACGGCUCCACAGCGCUCAUGUGUGCCUGCGAGCACGGGCACGUGGACAUCGUGCGACAGCUGCUGUCUGUGUCGGGUUGUGACGCCACUCUCACAGAUAAUGACGGCAGCACUGCUCUGUCCAUCGCCCUGGAGGCCAGCCAGAACGACAUCGCUGUGCUUCUCUACGCUCACCUCAACUUUGCAAAGCCCCCCUCCCCUGUGUCUCCUAAGUCUCCUCUCCUGGGUUCCUCUCCUCCUGCCGGUGACUUGAGAUGAAGUGUCUCCUCCUGUAGCUCCACAGCGCCUCCUCAUGUCUCCGUGUCUUUUUAUGUUUUUAUCUGUAAUGAAGACAAAGAAUACGUUUGUGUGUUUUCAUCCUGCAUAAUUUAAGAUCAUCAUGAUGAGCAGAGACAGCUUCCACCUUUGUUUUUGGUUGUUCACUUUUUAAUCACUGUCUGUGUUGGUUGUAAACAUGGAUUUCUUUCUGUGGUACUUUCUGAAAUAAUGAACUUCUAGUAGCUGUUUAAACACGAGUCCUUCUCCCCAACCUUCAGCCCUUUUUUAGAGGCACUUACAGCUCCAAACAGUUCACUGACUACGAUCAUCCAGAUCAUUCUACACUUGUUUUUUAAUCCAUUUGAGUCUCGUAUAAAUUGUCUUACAGGGCGAUGUAUUAUCAUUGUUAUCUGUACAUUAGCUCUUCCACGGUAGCAUCAUAAUCAGUGUGACAUCACAGGAAUAACAAAAAGCCACUCCUCUCAUCCGUAAGUGUCCUUGCAUCAACAAGCUCUUUGGUGCUACAAAAAUAUAAACCACCACUUCAACAGUUUAUCGAUGUUUAUACACAAGAUUUAUUUACUCUAGAGUAUUUUUGAUAUUGAUUUUUUUUUAAAUUCAGGACCUCAGAAGAGCACACGUUUUUAUUUCCCCAAGUGAAGGAUAACUUAUUUCAACCUUUUCAAACCCAGAGGACGAAGAUUUAUUUUUUCUGUGUUGCAGCGUUCCCAAAGUAAACCCAAAGAUGUUUGUCUCCUGUCAGCUUGUGUUUGAAAUAAAAACACAGGCGUGGUAUCGGCGCGAGGGAAGGAAAAAGGUCGACUCUAUUCUGAAGGCUACGGUACUAAGGGUUUUGUAUUUUUAUAUGUGAAAGUAUUCUGGACGGGUGUGAGGAAAGAGUGUUUCUGUGUUUAAGAUUUAACGGGACUGAAAGCUCUGGUGAAGCCAGGUGAGUCGGGGAAGCGGAGGGCGACUGAUUGGGCGAUUUAAAGGACGUGUAAAGAUAUGAAUAUCAAAAUAAUAUAUGUCGAUAUAAAAUGGUAGUUACGAUGCCUCGCGUCAAAUUCCUUGAACUGAAAGUGCGUAGGCUAUUGAUGUCAAAAUUUCUAUUAGUUUUUAGAGUUUUUUCACGAGUUUCAUAUUCACUUUUGAGCAAUUUUAAAUUUUGAUAAACUUUCCAUUUUUUUUAAUUUAUCUAUCUUUUUAUACAUUUAGAGUUUCUAAGCUCACACCUACUUUAUGUAACCGCACAGCUCUUCUGUUGAUGUUUUAUCAAGGUUAAUGUAUAGAUUGUGUUUCUAAAUUCAUUAAUAAAUGUGGACCGCACUGUU
Molecule: messenger RNA, 4656 nt
Organism: Labrus mixtus (cuckoo wrasse)
Lineage: Eukaryota; Metazoa; Chordata; Actinopteri; Labriformes; Labridae
Gene: kank2
Product: KN motif and ankyrin repeat domains 2
Exons: 13
Coding region: 227-3325 (1032 amino acids)
Biological process (GO): negative regulation of actin filament polymerization; negative regulation of transcription by RNA polymerase II; negative regulation of cell population proliferation
Cellular component (GO): cytoplasm
Molecular function (GO): protein binding
Source: RefSeq, a predicted model, not a curated record